AUGACUUCGUUGGGCCCUUCCCUGAAGGAGAAGGCUGGCGGUCCUUCCAUCAAGGUGCCAUUCAGCAAGGAGAAUCUUCCAAAACAGCUGUUUAUCAAUAAUGAGUACGUGGAUUCCAAACACGCAAAGAAAUUGGAACUUUUCAAUCCUAAGGAUGGCUCUCCGAUAGCCAAUGACGUCGCACUAGCUGGCGAGCAGGAUGUAGAUGCUGCCGUUGCAGCGGCCGAAGCAGCUUUCCCGUCAUGGCGCAAGACUCUGCCGACUGCUCGGCGAGAUAUGAUGCUGAAGCUCGCCGACUUGAUUGUGGAGAACGGAAAGGUCCUCGCGGAGCUUACACGGAUAACUCUUGGUGCUCCAUUUGGAUCAUUUGGCUCCUUUGAGAUCAACCUCGCAGCUGAGGGCUUCAGAUAUUACGCUGGGUGGAUUGACAAGUUUGCUGGCGAGACCUAUCCGCAAGACGAUGGAUUCCUGAAGAUCGUCCGGAAUGAGCCUCUUGGUGUCACCGCUGGUAUCAUCCCGUGGAAUGGUCCUCUUGGAAAUGUUGGCAUGAAGGCUGGUCCUGCCCUUGCCACCGGUAACACCUUCAUUCUGAAGCCUUCUGAGAAGACUCCUUUUGCGGCACUUGCUCUGGGGUACCUCAUCAAGGAGGCCGGCUUCCCGCCUGGUGUGUUCCAGAUUCUGUCUGGCGAUGGCUCGACGGGUGCUCUCUUAGCGAGUCACAUGAAGGUUCGCAAGAUCAGCUUCACAGGAUCGACAGGAACAGGACGCAAAAUUCAAGAGAUGGCAGCUAAAAGCAAUCUCAAGCGUAUCACACUCGAGCUUGGUGGCAAGAGCCCCGCUGUUGUGUUUGAUGACUGUAACCUGGAGAAUGCGAUCACAUGGUGUGUAAAUGCUAUCACUGCAAAUACCGGUCAGGUCUGCUUUGCCGCGAGCCGAGUCUAUGUACAAGAAGGCAUCUACGACAAGUUUGUCGAGGGGUACAAGAAGGCGAUGGAGGAGCGAGCAGGAACUAUUGGUGACCCAGAUGCGGAGAGCACCGUCAUGGGACCACUGGUGGACAAGGCCCAGUACGAUCGAGUCACUGGCUUCAUCCAACGCGGACAGAGCCAGGGCACACUGCUGACAGGAGCUGGUCAAGUUGGCGAUAAGGGCUAUUACGUCCAGCCGACCGUAUUUACAAAUGUGGCUCAGGAUGCCGAGAUUUGCAAACAAGAGAUCUUCGGUCCCGUUGCGGUGCUGAACAGUUUCAAGACGGAGGAGGAGAUCAUUGAGAAGGCAAAUGACACCAACUUCGGUCUGAUGGCAGGCGUCUUCACUCAAGACAUCAACAGAGCCAUGCGCAUCUCAAGCGAGAUUGACAGCGGUAUGGUCGGCAUCAACUGUGUCAGCCUGUGCUUCCUGACAGCACCCUUUGGUGGUAGCAAGGAGAGUGGUGUUGGCCGCGAGAACGCCAUCAAUGCACUCCGCAUGUUCACGGAGCCGAAGACUGUCAUGGUUAACCUAACUUAUUAG
Molecule: messenger RNA, 1512 nt
Organism: Phaeoacremonium minimum UCRPA7
Lineage: Eukaryota; Fungi; Ascomycota; Sordariomycetes; Togniniales; Togniniaceae
Product: putative aldehyde dehydrogenase protein
Exons: 3
Coding region: 1-1512 (503 amino acids)
Molecular function (GO): aldehyde dehydrogenase (NAD+) activity
Source: RefSeq, a predicted model, not a curated record